AUGGCGACUCCCACGAAUCCGUCUGCUCCUCAGAACUUGGCCGGUUCGAACGGGCCCCCUGUAAUGAGGAUUCGUCGUCCGAGAGCCGCAGAUCCCCUGGUGCGUCCUAAGAAGAGGCCUGGUCCAAGGCCACCGAACGCUGCGCCGGCUCCUAGGCCGCCGCCAAAUGGCUCAGCGGGCAUCAAUCCACAGACAAAUGCACAGCUUCCGUCUAAUACGCGACCCGGUUCGAAUGCGCCUAGAACAAAGGUCGUCCCUCCCGGGGAGGACAUGGCGGUUAACGGGUUUAGUGGCCCUCUGCUUUCAGAUACUUAUGUGGACUAUCCCCUAGUGACCACAAAGCGUGCUUGGCGCGAAGGACUGAAAUUCCAUGUGGCCAAGUUCGCGUCUAAGAAGAAUAUCGAUCCCCGUGACGAAUCUCAGUUCACUCGACCGGUCAGACUCCAGCGGAGAGAUCCGCGAGCGAAGACACACGAAGGAGGGGGUGAAAAGACUGCAGAUGGCAAGAAGACGGGAGAAGGGGCGAAUCCGCUCGAUGAAGCUGAGCGUGAGGAGAUCGAAGCAAGAAAGGCUGCAAGAGAAAAGGAGCGCGAGGAGAAUCUUGCGCAGAUAGCUCCCUCAGCGGCAACUGUACAGAGGAGAGCGAAUGCUCCCAAACAGAAGACUCAACAGGUGUCUAGGGCUGAGAUGACACCGGAAGAAAUAGCUCGGGCGCGGGUUAAAUACGAAGAAGCUCUACCCUGGCACUUGGAAGAUUUCGAUAACAAAAACACGUGGGUUGGAAGUUAUGAGGCCGCCCUGUCUGAGACGUAUGCAAUGUUCGUACUGGAAGACACUGGCCGAAUGAGGAUGAUCCCGAUCGACAAGUGGUACAAAUUUAGCGCAAAGAACCAGUUCAGGACUUUGACGAUUGAGGAGGCAGAGAAAUUGAUGUCCAAGAAAACUAAGGAUCCUAGGUGGUUUAUGGAAAAGCAACAUGAGAUGGCACAGCAAAAGGAACUAGAAAAUUACGCCAAAUCACGGAAGGUCUACCGUGGUAAGCAAGGCGCUUCUGGUGGCGAGGCUCUAGAAGCAGAUGAAAUGGAUUUCGAAGAAGACAGAUUUGCGGACGAUGAGGAACAUGAUGCGAUUUUCGAUGAGGAUGAAGAGGCCAAGACGGCUGAAAAAAGAAUCAAGGAAGAUCAGUUAAAAGCAAACGUCUUUGACCUCAAAGAAGAAAAGGACUACGAGGAGGAAGAGCUCAAGGAGAAGAGGGAGAAAGAAGCGCGGAGGAUUCUGGGUAAGCGAGUACGAAAGGCGCUCCAAAGGCGGGAAAAGAAUUACGAUUAUAGCAGCGAAUCCGAUUUCAAUCCCUACUCCGACGAGGAGAGUUCCGAAGACUCGGAGGCAGAACGGUUGAAAGAAGAGGAGCGGAAGGCCGAAGAGGAGAAGAACAAGAAGGCAAAGGAGUCCGAGAAAAAUGGAGGGGGCUCUGCGAAAGGCGGAGAUACCCCCAGUGGACGCCCUAAGCAUACUGACCCCUUGAAAAAAGCGACUGGUCUCCCUGCUAGGAAACGCCCUGGUUCUCCAGGUCUGUCCGAUGCCAGUGGGACAGACACUUCCCGCAAGAAGCCAAAGAGCAAGCACGCUCCAACUCAGCCGGAGUCGCGUCCAAUGUCGCCAGCGGCAACGUCCGCAGUUCCGUUGAACAAGAAGCGUGCUCGGAAUCUGGGCCCGGGUUCUGGUAGUGAUAUCGAUGGCGGUGCUGCCUCAGCUGGUGAGAUGAGUGAAAGCGGUAAAACGAAGAAAUUCAAACUUAACCCCCCGACAGCACCCUCGCAUCAUGGAACGCCCCAAGGAUCCCGAGCCGGUAGUCCUAUCCCGCUGGGUGGUAAAGCCGUCGUCGCAAGCCGCGCCAGCAGCCCUGAAGGAGGCUCUAUGAAAGGCCAAACACGUGUCUCUACGCCUGGUCCGUCCCAACAGAGUUUCCCUACAGCGGCCGAGAUCCACGCUGCCAUCCCUGCCACCGGCAUCCUUAGCAGUGACCUGCUCAGGAUUUUCCGACCUCGCAUUGGCGAAUCGAGGGAAAACCACCGGAGAUUCAUCUCGAUUGUCAAAGAAGUCGGUGUAUAUGGCAAGGAGGACAGACUUUUGCGUCCAGGUGUCCUGAAAGAAACCUGA
Paecilomyces variotii is the source of this 2160-nucleotide messenger RNA. RefSeq names its product transcription initiation factor IIF, alpha subunit. Gene Ontology annotation, biological process: transcription initiation at RNA polymerase II promoter; positive regulation of transcription elongation by RNA polymerase II. NCBI's taxonomy places the organism in Eukaryota, Fungi, Ascomycota, Eurotiomycetes, Eurotiales, Thermoascaceae. The transcript has 4 exons. Bases 1 to 2160 code for a protein of 719 amino acids. Gene Ontology annotation, molecular function: RNA polymerase II general transcription initiation factor activity; TFIIF-class transcription factor complex binding; DNA binding. Gene Ontology annotation, cellular component: transcription factor TFIIF complex; nucleus. The record is from RefSeq and is a predicted model, not a curated record.